Molecule: messenger RNA, 1875 nt
Organism: Hyalella azteca
Lineage: Eukaryota; Metazoa; Arthropoda; Malacostraca; Amphipoda; Hyalellidae
Exons: 6
Coding region: 1-1392 (463 amino acids)
Molecular function (GO): NAD+ poly-ADP-ribosyltransferase activity
Source: RefSeq, a predicted model, not a curated record
AUGACUUAUCUGUACCAGACCUCCUUAUCCCUCCGGGCCUCCUUAUCCCUCCCAGCCUCCUUAUCCCUCCGAGCCUCCUUAUCCCUCCGGGCCUCCUUAUCCCUCCCAGCCUCCUUAUCCCUCCGGGCCUCCUUAUCCCUCCGGGCCUCCUUAUCCCUCCCAGCCUCCACCUGGCAUCUUAUCUUUUCCAGCUCCCCCUCUGCAGAGUAUUCCAAACCUGGGGCCUGCUACCCCAAUCCACAACAAUUCCCCAUGUACACUCCACACCCACAACAAUCUAACUUCAUUUCACCUGCGAUUCCUCAACAAAGUUUCCCACUAAACCAGCACCAAGCUACAGUUCCUCCGCCCUACCCUAAUUUUCCUCCUCACGACUCGAUGUUUGUCUCAAGUAGACACGCGCCUCUGCCGUCAAGACCACCUUCACCAACUGUCCUGCAACCCAUCAUUGGUUUUGACUCUUCGAUUCUGACGAGGACAUCGCAGUCUGACAGCGUCGUGUGGAACGGCGUGCACCAGCUCACCGCCCGGGGCGUCCUGAGUUCGUUGAUGCUGGAUAGCGAUAGUAGCGAUGAAAGCGAUGAUAGUUGGGAAUCUGUCGAUAGCGACGAUAGCGAUGACAGCGACGAUAAAAAAAUCAACGAGAUCCCUAAAGGGCAGACGUAUUCCGUAACUACCCUUGGACCAUACCAAGAUGAGUCCGCAAAAAUUUUAUCUUUGCUGAGGUCCCACAUUCCAAGCUGUAACCCCAUCACCAUCACUAAAAUCCAUAACCCUUACCUAAAAAAAGCAUUUUAUAACAACAAGGCUAAACUAGAGAAUCGAUUCCCGGAUGUCCAGUACAAGGAUGAGCGGCUCUUCCACGGGACAGACUCCGCCAACAUUAAACCAAUUCUAGAAGAUAAUUUUGAUUGGAGACUUCAUGGAACUAAUGUUGGACAACUUUAUGGACAGGGCGCGUAUUUCUCCAACAACGCCGCAAUGUCUCGCCAGUACGGUAAUGCCAUCUUCAUCUGCAAGGUCCUGGUGGGCCUCACCGCGCUUGGCGACAAGAAAACUGACAGACCUCCUAAAGACAAAUCCAACCGUCCUACUGACACCACGGUUGACAAUCCGGCCAAACCCACUAUAUAUUCGUCAAGUAUGAUGAGCAACACUACUACCCUGAGUACUACGCACUAUUUUGAGAGAACAACCCAAAACGCGGCAGUCAGGAACUCUGUUCACUGCGACUACGUCCCGCCUCUUGAUCCAGCGUACCAGGGGUCGGGUCAGCUUGAUGCUCAGCCUAAAUACGAACCCACGGUCAUCCUUCAAGCCCUAAAUCAGUUUCAAGUUUAUUCGUAUAUCAAUCUAAAAACUAUAACAAAUUUUAUAAAUUCUUCUAAAUAAUAAAAACUGAGGCAAUAGGAAUUGUACAUUUCAUGGGCAACACUUUAUAGAUUUUUAUCUUCUCAUGUUUAUUCACAACGCUGACUGCGCUAACGAUGGAUUCCGUGAUGAUAUACACCUUCCUAAUUUCCAAUAAUCUAUUGUUAUCCUAUUUGUGGUCUUUCCUUUGUGGCAUAAUUGUGCAUUUUAAAUAUGUUCGUUCAUUGAGUUAAUCAUUAGGUGGGCGUUUAGAAUUCGAUGCAUCUUUAGUAGUCGAUGCGCCUUUAGGUGCUCAACCGUUUAGGGUAAAUUCAUUUAGGACAAAGUUUAUCGAGUUAAUAGUAUAUAGAGUUUAUAUUCUUAUUAAAUUUUAAUUUUAAUGAGAAGUAAUUAAGUGGUCUCAAUUGAACGGAGCCAACAAACGUCUUAUUUUUCUAAAAGUUGUAGGCUUAUCACUUUAAAUUAAUUAAAUUUCAUUUCAACGUGCCAAGCUGCUACUCAUCC